Molecule: messenger RNA, 1255 nt
Organism: Gekko japonicus
Lineage: Eukaryota; Metazoa; Chordata; Lepidosauria; Squamata; Gekkonidae
Gene: NTF3
Product: neurotrophin 3
Exons: 1
Coding region: 16-792 (258 amino acids)
Biological process (GO): nerve growth factor signaling pathway; neuron projection morphogenesis; nerve development
Molecular function (GO): nerve growth factor receptor binding; growth factor activity
Source: RefSeq, a predicted model, not a curated record
CACGUGAACAAGGUGAUGUCCAUCUUGUUUUAUGUGAUAUUGCUUUCUUAUCUCCGUGGCAUCCAGUCUACCAACAUGGAUCAAAGGAGUUUGCCGGAAGACUCAAUAAAUUCUCUCAUUAUAAAACUCAUCCAAGCAGACAUUUUGAAAAGCAAAGUAUCCAAGCAGGUGGUUGAUAUCCAGGACAGCACUGCAGACACCGUGAAGAAAGCCGAGGCCAUCGAGCCGGAAGUGGACAGUACGGAAAAUGUGAAAUUGGAUUUCCAGCCAAUUCUCUCAAUGGAUACAGAACUCUUGAGGCAACAGAGACGCUACAGCUCCCCACGGGUCCUGCUGAGUGACAACACCCCAUUGGAGCCCCCACCCUUAUAUCUUAUGGAGGAUUAUGUUGGCAAUUCUGUGGUGGGGAACCGAACUUCUCGUCGGAAGAGGUUUGCUGAAAGCAAGAGCCACCGCGGGGAGUACUCCGUGUGUGACAGUGAGAGCCGAUGGGUAACAGACAAAUCUUCUGCCAUUGACAUUAAAGGAAACCAGGUCACCGUGCUGGGGGAGAUCAAAAUGGGCCCUUCCCCGGUCAAACAAUAUUUUUACGAAACAAGGUGUAAGCAAACCAAACCUGCUAAAAGUGGCUGCCGAGGCAUAGACGAUAAGCACUGGAAUUCCCAGUGCAAAACAUCUCAAACGUUUGUGCGAGCAUUGACUGCGGAAAACAACAAACUCAUAGCUUGGCGAUGGAUUAGAAUAGACACCUCUUGCGUGUGUGCCUUGUCCAGGAAAAUUGGGCGAUCAUAGGUCCGCAUCACUCUGCUAUAUAAAUUAUUACGUCUAAAUUAUAUGAUAUGCAUGUAGCAUAUACAUGUUUAUAUUGUUUUAUAUAUUAUAAGUUGUCCUUAUUUAUUAAACUUCAGCCAACCCACGAGAUAUAUAGAAGCUUUCUCAAUAAAGGCGAGAAAAGGAUGGGUGCAUACCACUGGCAGCACUACAUUUUCAUUUACUGCUUGUGACCUUCCGCUUCUCUGCAGCUUUCCAUAACCUGCCUGUAAAACUUUUCUGUAACAGCAGUAUUUUUCAUUCAGUAUUGUCGAUCCAGUGACUGUCAUUGAGUUUAAAACAGAAAGAAACCUCUGUUAAAAGGAAUUGGAUUGAGUUGCCAAGGUAUAUAAUUUGUGUUUAAUUAAAAGAAGUGUAACAACUUCCCCCACCCCCAAUCCCAGAAACUAAAUUCAGCAAUGUAGCCCAUAGCUAACAAGAGCAG